This is a messenger RNA of Mytilus trossulus (common blue mussel), 1907 nucleotides long. RefSeq lists its product as uncharacterized. The transcript has 5 exons. Lineage: Eukaryota; Metazoa; Mollusca; Bivalvia; Mytilida; Mytilidae. The coding region runs from base 266 to 1147 and encodes 293 amino acids. The record is from RefSeq and is a predicted model, not a curated record.
UUUGUUGCUGUGGUGCGUGGUUCCUUUGCAUGCUGUCACACUAUGACUGAUAAUAGACACGAAUUCAAUUAGAAGGACAAUUAUUAAAUCAAUAGAGUGAUUUAUAGCUUAGUUCUAUAACAGUAUCAUUGCAGGAUGAUAUUGUUCAUAUAUUGAAAAAAUAUCUGAUUUCAUCAUAAAAGUUACAUACACAACUAAUAUUCAGUCGGUAAGGAAUAUACACAUUAAUUCUAAUGGAGUCUAAAUAAAGGAAAUCUGUAUUAAGAUGUCAUCCGAUACAAUUCUUCACGGACCUAAUUAUUUGUUUGUUUGUUUCCUUUUAUUGGAUUGUGUAUUUCCUGUCACGAGUAACAGAACAAAUAACUCAACACUUUAUUUGAAUGAACACCAUUUAAAUUCAAUCUCAGAAAAGAAGCAAAGCGGAAAUGAAACAGAGAAUUUGGAAUUAAGUUUCUUGUCCCAAGACAAUUCCACAGUUUAUCAUAUACAUAAACAAGAUAAAAGCAAAUACAAAAAUAGCAGCGGGGACGUCAAAGAAACGCAAGGUUCUUUUCAGAAUUCUGUGAAUAAUUCUAUCACGUUUAUAAAAGACGACGAUGGAAAAAAAUCAAAUUUACGAGACAAUUUGAGCGAUGAGACAACAAAUACAAUGUACAUGAUUGAAUUAACCAGUGUUGAUGACAGCAAAUUGCAAUCAAAUCAAAUCACAAAAGAACCAGCUCUUGAAGAUUCAGUCAAUACUAACGAGGUCAACAUUACAGAGAACUUUCAGUUAAAUAUCUCAGACAGUCACUCAAAAGAUAAGCAUACGACGAUUUCGGAGUCUAAGCAUAAAGACACGCGACGGAUAACCACUGUGAUUCCCAGACAUAAGAUUUUAAAGCACUUGAGUUUAGUGCCAAUAGAAGAUGAACCGUUUGGUGGAGUGUUAUGGAAGAAUAACAGUAAAUAUCUGAUGAGUGUUUGUGUACCUAUUGGCGUUGGUAUUGCUGGGGCAGCAUGUAUUAUUGGAAUGGCAUAUGCUGCAAGACGAUGUUACAAAAACGAGAGAAAAAUACAAGAAAUUAGAGCUGCUCUUCAACAACAGAUAUCUGCAAACAGAAGUGAUGAGACAGUAUUGCUAGAUUCAUCGGACGAUGAAACCUGAACAAGGAACAGAACCUUACCCUUGGAAUUCAUUUGUUUUAAGAUUGGCGGAGAUUAUGUAUAUUUUUUACAGAAAUGUGUACAGUUAAAUCAAAUGCAAACACUUUGUGCUUUGUAAAUUGUGUACAUUCAAAAGUUCUGUCCAUUAAGAAUUAGUAAUAUAUAAUUUUGUACCAUAAAACAUUUCAUAAAAAAUAUUCCCAGUACAAAAUUAUUGGAAUGAUAUAUUAAUUGCUUUAAUAGUUUGUUAAAUCCUCGAAUAAGGUAUUUAAUUCAAAUAGCUUAGAUAUACCUCCAAUGAAUACACUCGCUAUGUACAUGGUCCACAGCAUUUCAGUAUUUCAGACAAGGCGUUGAGCAUGAUUUAGUCAGACAUUGGAAUUUUAUUUUUACAAUUGUUAGGAGUAACAUUGUUAUACUAGCUUACAAGCUACUAUACACUACGAAAAGUGGAAUAAUAUACUUCAGAUGUAUUCAUGCUCUUGGAAAAUGAAAUAAAAAAAUCUUACCUAUUUUAGAUAGAGCAAGGGUUAAUUUUACAGUUAAUGGUUAAUUUUAAAGACUGAACGUACGAAGACCAUUUUGUUCUCGAAUUCUUUUGAAUAUUUGGAGCAGGGGUGGUUUCUGUAGGCGAUUCUAGUGCAAUAACAACUUCCUGCAUAGCCUUUUAAUCCUGUGGAUUUUGAAAAUGAUGCACAUUUGUUAUGUGUGAAAUUUUGUUUAUAAUAUCAUGUUUUGUACAUAAAAACGUCUUUAUUGUU